This is a messenger RNA of Carcharodon carcharias (great white shark), 2669 nucleotides long. It is a transcript of the gene dusp10, whose product is annotated as dual specificity phosphatase 10. NCBI's taxonomy places the organism in Eukaryota, Metazoa, Chordata, Chondrichthyes, Lamniformes, Lamnidae. The transcript has 3 exons. Gene Ontology annotation, molecular function: MAP kinase tyrosine/serine/threonine phosphatase activity; protein tyrosine/threonine phosphatase activity. Gene Ontology annotation, biological process: protein dephosphorylation; negative regulation of JUN kinase activity. The record is from RefSeq and is a predicted model, not a curated record. Gene Ontology annotation, cellular component: cytoplasm; cytosol. The coding region runs from base 365 to 1891 and encodes 508 amino acids.
UUUCUGAGUCUUCCAGUUGGAGUUGCUGCAGAGUGAAGGUGCCGCUUCUCUUCCCCACUUCUGCUCUGGACAAGUUUCAGUGAGUCCGGCUCACUCUGACUUUAAAUUGAAACCACUUUAGCAGGAGAAUAAACGAGCCAGUUUAUUUAAAGUCGGUCCACCGGUUGCCCAAUGAAGGCGCCUAAGCCUCGAGUUUAUUUUUAGUUGCGAUCCCCUUCUAUUUGCAGCAGAAAUAACCAAUGCGUGCCUUUGAAUUUAUUGCUCUCCCCUCCCCUCCCUCUGCUCUGAUGCUGACAGUACAUUUGAUCCCGUUUCAGUCCAUUUACUCCACGGAUCGACAACAGGGCUCAUCCACAUCAUCCUGAUGCCUCCAUCCCCUCUAGACGAACGGAUUGUUGGGGUGGUGGCAUUGCCGAGGCCGGUCAGACCGCAGGAACUCCAUCUCCGCUUGGAUAACACCUACGUGGCUUCUCCUGGAGCGACGACAACUCCAGCAGCUGGCGACCCGAAAGCCCAGAGCACGACCCUCAGCCCAGCGGCUGUGGUCCCGUUCCGAAGCGGUAACUUUACGUAUAUGCCAUCAUCUAACGGCUCGGUGCGCUCCCUGUCCUGCGGAUGCAGCAGCGCUAGUUGCUGCACGGUGACCACCUACCAGAACAAGGGCGACCAGAGCCAAGCAUCAGUGGGCGGCAGCAGCAACCUGGUCCCAGCCCCGGCUGCUAAACUCGGCACUUCAGCCAACUGUCCCUCCUGUGCCACUAGCCCGAUGGUGAGCAACAACAAUGAGAACGGCGGCACUCUGAACCCCCUGGCUUCUGCAUCGGCUGGUGGACCUGGAGGACCCCUGUCUCCUCCAGCCAGUGCGGCCACCAAGCAGGCGAUCCGCACCAUUUACCCCACCGAAUUAGCCAAGAAACUGACCAAAUGCAGCAAGGGCCCCCAGUCGCAGAGCCAGGGUCCUGUCAUCAUAGACUGCCGCCCUUUCAUGGAAUACAACAAAAGCCAUAUCCAAGGAGCCGUCCACAUCAACUGCUCUGACAAGAUCAGCAGGAGGAGGCUGCAGCAGGGCAAGAUCACGGUCUUGGAUCUCAUCUCUUGUAGGGAAGGCAAAGACUCCUAUAAAAGGAUUUUCUCCAAGGAGAUAAUAGUUUAUGAUGAGAACACUAAUGAGCCUAACCGGGUGAUGCCCUCUCAGCCACUUCAUAUAGUGCUGGAGUCGUUGAAACGAGAAGGCAAGGAUCCACUGGUUUUAAAAGGUGGCCACAGCAGUUUCAAACAACAUCAUGAGAAUCUCUGUGAUCAUUCUCUGCAGCUUCAGGAGUGCCCAGAUGCAGGGGCAGCCUCAGCAAUUCCAACACAGCUACCUCAGUCCAUCCCCACUACCCCAGACAUUGAAAAUGCAGAGCUGACACCCAUCCUACCCUUCCUGUUUCUAGGAAAUGAGCAGGAUGCUCAGGAUAUAGAAAAAAUGCAGCGGAUGAAUGUUGGCUACAUCAUCAACGUAACUACCCACCUGCCUCUUUAUCAUUAUGAGAAAGGUAUCUUCCAUUACAAACGGCUACCUGCCACUGAUAGCAACAAGCAGAAUCUCAGGCAAUACUUCGAAGAGGCCUUUGAAUUCAUUGAGGAAGCUCACCAGAGCAGCAAAGGGCUGCUCAUUCACUGUCAAGCUGGUGUUUCUCGUUCUGCUACAAUUGUUAUUGCCUAUCUGAUGAAGCACACACGGAUGACCAUGACUGAUGCCUACAAAUUUGUUAAAGGAAAGAGACCAAUUAUUUCCCCAAACCUCAAUUUCAUGGGACAGUUGCUGGAAUUUGAAGAAGACCUAAACAAUGGUGUCACUCCUCGAAUUCUCACACCAAAGCUGGUCGGGGUAGAGACAGUUGUCUAAAGUGACCUGGUUGACUUUUUGUAGGUCGUUUUUAAAAGUGAUGUUUAUCUCCCCUUGACGCUUUGAAGCGUCUUAUACUAUGCUGGAACUGAGAACCUAAGAAAGACUGCAUUAUCAUUGAUUGUGGAAUUAUACAGUUGGUGGUCUGUGCAGGUUCAUAGACAGCAACAAACAACUGGAAAUGAAGGGAAGAACAUGAUAGUGGGUAUAUGGUCUGGAAAUUUAUCAAGAAAUGUCCUUUCAACUAUCCAAAGGUUGCCAAAGCAGUUUGCUCACAGUGAAGGAACCCAACACGCACAUAGCUGCAACUAAUCUCCACUAAGCUAAUGAAGAAAGAAUUGUAAAGAGAAACCUGAUUAUUUUGUGCGUUCAGGUCCUGUUAAUGCUGGUUAUAUUUUUCUAUGAGGGUUAAAUAGAAUUGUGGGAGUUGAAUUUAAAAUGGUCUCAUCCAUUACAUGCCUUCUGAGGCUCAUUGUGCAAUAAUUGAUUUGCGUGUGGAAUACCAAAUGGAUGGAGCUGGGUGCAUUUUCCUUAUGUAAAUAGUCAGCAACAUGCACCUACUCAAACUGGUGGGGGAGGGAUGGGGUGCGGGGGAACUCAAUGAAAAGCAAUUUUUUACUUUAAAUUCUGGUCACAGUACCACAUGUACUGUGGCAAUUUCUUUGAAACAUGUUAGAUCAGAAUGUUAAAGAAAAAUGUUAUUUAAUAUUUUUCACACACAAUCUGUGUGUUACUGUUGUCUGUGUAUAAUUUUGUUUAUAAAAAAAAUUAUGUAUAA